This is a messenger RNA of Vitis vinifera (wine grape), 861 nucleotides long. RefSeq names its product MYBPA1 protein (gene MYBPA1). The record is from RefSeq and is marked provisional. Lineage: Eukaryota; Viridiplantae; Streptophyta; Magnoliopsida; Vitales; Vitaceae.
AUGGGCAGAGCACCUUGUUGUUCUAAGGUUGGUUUGCAUAGAGGUUCAUGGACUGCCAGAGAAGACACAUUGCUGACCAAGUAUAUUCAGGCUCAUGGUGAAGGCCACUGGAGAUCUCUCCCCAAGAAAGCUGGUCUUUUGAGAUGUGGGAAGAGUUGCAGGCUGAGAUGGAUGAAUUAUCUAAGGCCGGAUAUCAAAAGAGGAAACAUCACGCCGGACGAAGACGACCUAAUUAUCAGACUGCAUUCACUUUUGGGAAAUCGGUGGUCUCUCAUCGCAGGUAGGCUUCCAGGUCGAACCGAUAAUGAGAUCAAGAACUACUGGAACACCCAUCUGAGUAAGAAGCUAAGAAGUCAAGGAACAGACCCCAAUACCCACAAGAAAAUGACAGAGCCUCCUGAGCCCAAGAGGAGGAAGAACACAAGAACAAGAACCAACAAUGGCGGAGGCAGCAAGAGGGUCAAGAUCAGCAAGGACGAAGAAAAUUCCAAUCACAAAGUCCAUCUCCCCAAACCGGUUAGAGUCACCUCCUUAAUCUCCAUGUCGAGGAACAACAGCUUUGAAUCUAAUACAGUCAGCGGGGGCUCGGGCUCGAGUUCAGGAGGAAAUGGAGAAUCGCUUCCAUGGCCUAGUUUCAGAGACAUCCGGGACGACAAGGUUAUUGGGGUUGACGGGGUUGACUUCUUCAUCGGAGAUGAUCAAGGUCAAGACCUGGUCGCCAGCUCCGAUCCAGAAUCACAAUCCCACAUGCCACCAACUGACAACUCUCUGGACAAACUGUAUGAAGAGUAUCUGCAACUGCUUGAGCGAGAAGACACUCAAGUUCAGCUUGACUCCUUCGCCGAAUCACUACUCAUUUAA